AUGGAGAGCUCAAGUGACAAGAAAUGGGCUCAACAGUACCUAAUCGAUCCUCUCAACGGUCCCGAACCUAGCGAAGAAACAGGUCCUGGAAGUCAUUUCAAAUCUUCCAUUCCACAAACCAAAUCUAGCAGUUUCGGCAGAAGCAGUUCAACCAAGAAAACACCCCAAUCAACCGUAACAUCCUACCCAACACCCCCCGCCUCAGCUAGUCCCACCAAAUCCUCCUUCAACUCUAGAAAUCCAUAUGCAUCUCAUCGCCAAUCAGCAUUUGGCAGCUACUCCAAUUCUAACAGCGGAAACCUACGCAAAAGUCUCGAUGAACCUAUUGGUGAUGGUAAUGGCAAGGGACGUCGUAGAGGUAGUUCACUAGGUGAACGUUACCCAGGCGAUAUGUCACAUAGACCCCUGGAUCAAUUGCGUCAGGAGACCAAAACCGCAUACCGUUCUCCUCAUCUCCGUAAGAAGCACAUUCCAGGUGCUGAUACCAUCGACUCUCUUGACCGUACCGCUGUUGGUGGUGCAUAUCAUCAUGAAGGACCAUAUGAUGCCACACUAAUGGCACGUAAUACGAGUUAUAAAAACUCACCAGUGGCAGCGGUUGAAGGAACAAAUGCGGAGGCUAUUAGAGCUACCCCAAGGGAAUUUAUUCAGGAUAGUUUAGAUAGACAUAUUCCAUUAUCUGGAACGGCUAUUAUUCCUCCUGGAAUGCCUGGUCCAGACGGCAGGAUUAUGAAUUAUGAAGAGGGUGCUGAUUUGAUGAGGGAACCUGAUGCGGCUGGUGGUGCAUAUAAGAGAUGGGAUCAUGUGAAAUACCUCCCCGAAGACUACAAAGGCAAAGGCGAACCCUCCUUCACCAUCGAAAAAGCCCUCAAAGAACACAAAGCCUCUCAAAAAAAAUCCUCCCACCGCCGCAUCACCUCCGACGGAAACUCCAUCUACGAAAUGCAAUCCCGACCCUCCACAUCCGCAAACCCAAACUCAAAUCUCCGCGUCCCCCCAACCUAUCGCCAAAGAAGCGCAAGCGGAGGUAAUCUCUCAAGUAGUUCUAGCAGAGACAUGAAUAAUAGCACAUCUAGCGGUCGCGCAAUGGGAACCGUGGAUUUCUCUACUGAUGAGUCUGGAAUGGGUAAUAGUAGACUUAGGAGUCAUAGUGCAGGGAGAUCGCAUAAGAUGGGUGAGGGUCUCAAGAGGAGAUUUGGGAGUUUGAGGAGGAGUUUGAAGGGGGAGUGA
This is a messenger RNA of Sclerotinia sclerotiorum 1980 UF-70, 1230 nucleotides long. RefSeq lists its product as hypothetical. Gene Ontology annotation, cellular component: cytoplasm. The record is from RefSeq and is a predicted model, not a curated record. Lineage: Eukaryota; Fungi; Ascomycota; Leotiomycetes; Helotiales; Sclerotiniaceae. The coding region runs from base 1 to 1230 and encodes 409 amino acids. The transcript is spliced from 3 exons.